This is a messenger RNA of Chenopodium quinoa (quinoa), 1114 nucleotides long. RefSeq names its product 3-isopropylmalate dehydratase small subunit 3-like. Lineage: Eukaryota; Viridiplantae; Streptophyta; Magnoliopsida; Caryophyllales; Amaranthaceae. The transcript has a single exon. The record is from RefSeq and is a predicted model, not a curated record. Bases 242 to 880 code for a protein of 212 amino acids.
CAUCACAUAUGCCCGUGUCAACUGAAAAUAGGGUUAAUCACAUAUAUUAUAUAUAUAUAUAUUGAUAUUUUACAUGCAUAAUGCAUUAUAAAAGACAAACAUCACAUCAACUCUAAAUUUCACGCGUCUAACACGUGCUUCAAUUCUUGAAGAUAUGAACCAUAAAUUCCACGUCUAAACUCCAAAUAUUGCAAUACUCAUUCAAUUCUUAGACUCAAAAAAAAAAAAAAAAAAAAAAACAAUGGCUAAUACAUCCCACAUUAUCUCCUCUUCCACCCUCACCUUCCUUUCACCCCUUAAACCCUCUAUCCCUCCACACACCCCUUCAUUUCUCAAGCUUCCCGCCACCGCUUUCGCCGCCUCUCGAAUAAAACUACCACCACUCACCGCAAUUUCCUUAUCUGCUUCCUUUCCCACCACCUCAAAUAAUUCAUCCUCCACAUAUUUUUACGGUCUUUGCUAUGUAGUUCGGGAUGAUGUUGAUACUAAUCAAAUCAUUCCUACACAAUAUUAUUCCACCUUGAAUCAUUACCCUCUUCGAUUUGUUGAGGAUGAUGGGAUUAAAUCAAAAUACUCGAUUAUUAUUGCAGGGAAUAAUUUUGGGUGUGGAAGAGAACAUGCUGAUGUUGAUGCUUUGAGUGCUGCAGGAACAAGAGCUGUUGUGGCUGAAUCUUAUGAUGGGGUUUUUCUUAAGAAGUCGAAUUCGAGUGGGUUGAUUUUUGCUUUGGAAUCUGAGGUUAGGAUUUGUGAUGUGUUUAAAACAGGGGAUGUUGCUACUAUUGAUGUUGAAGAGAGGGUUUUGGUGAAUCAAACUACUGGGAUAGUUUAUCAGUUAAAGGCUGUUGCUGACGCGGAUUUUGGUUCAACAUCUGUUAGUUGAAGUUGGUAGACGAUAUUUGAUCUCAGGUCUUUUUACUAGCUCGUAUUCAUAAGGGAUGAUCGAUUCGUGUGUACAAAGUGUGUAUAUUUCCGUUUUGAGUUGCUGGUGAAAACUGAUGGUUGAGUUACACAAGAUUAAUGUGGGAAAAUCAACCAUUGAAUUGGGAAUAUGAUGAAUUGCAUUUAUUGUUCUUCAAUUCUAGCUCUUUAAUUGAUUUUUUAUAUCUUUCGCAUU